This is a messenger RNA of Sceloporus undulatus (fence lizard), 1979 nucleotides long. RefSeq names its product zinc-binding protein A33-like. Bases 194 to 1642 code for a protein of 482 amino acids. The record is from RefSeq and is a predicted model, not a curated record. Lineage: Eukaryota; Metazoa; Chordata; Lepidosauria; Squamata; Phrynosomatidae. The transcript is spliced from 6 exons. Gene Ontology annotation, molecular function: zinc ion binding; protein binding.
AUCCAUAGAUAUAGAGGGCCGGUUGUAUUGCAUGUAUAGACGCCAUGUCCUCUUUGAGAUUUGUUUGCCUUUAAUUCACAAGCUACAGGCCACUGCUAGUCCCUCCCUUAAGGGUGUGGGCAGAAGGAGGAGAAAAUCUAGGAAAGGAAAGUGAAAGCUGAUGCCAUAUGCACUAUAGCAGCCACUAGAAGAAAUGGCUGAGGCAUUUCACCAGGAUCUCACCUGCUCCAUCUGCCUGGAUCUGUUUGUGGAACCAGUGCUGCUCAGCUGUGAGCACUGCUUCUGCAAGAAAUGCGUCCUCUCUUUCUGGGACAGCCAAGAGAGAGUAUCCAGUUGCCCUGAGUGCCGGGCACCUUGUCCAGAUAGACAGUGCACCCCAAGUCGACUACUGGGAAACUUGGCAAAAAGAGCAUGGGACAUGCGACAUGAAACAAACAGUGGCAUUCUGCCGAACACUACAGAGGUCAGUGAGAAGGAAGAGAGAGAGGUGGAAACAGAGGAAAGGCAGCAUAAGGGACUUUGUGAGGUCCACGGUGAGAGUUUGGAGCUUUUCUGCACCAUUGAUGAGAUCCCAAUCUGUUGUUGCUGCAUCAACUCAUCUGUCCAUGCUGGACACAGCUUUGUCUCCUUGAAGGAUGGGGCCCAGAGUUGCAAGAUCGAGCUGGCAAUGGCUCUGGAGCCUCUGGAGAUAAGAAUUAAGGAACUAGAAGAACUUGAAGGAUCCCAGCAAGAAAAAAUAUAUUCCUUGAAGAACUUGGCUGCAUCAUUGCGCACAAACAUUGAGGCCACAUUUUCUGAAUUGCACCAGCUCUUGUACCAGAGGCAAGCUAAGAUGCUUGCUGAAUUGGAUAAGGAUGAAAAGGAUGCCCACAAGGACAUGGCGGACCAUUUGGAGCAGAUCCAAGAGAAGCUCAGUGCUGCCAAGACAGUGGUGACUGAAGGAAAAAGCUUCAUGGAACUGAACAAUCUAAGCAGCUUCCUCUUGGGUGUCCAACCGUUGCUGGAAAAAUUGGUAGCAAUGAAGGCAACCCACUGUGAAGAAAACAGAGAUGGUCUUAAGGUGAUUCACAGGAAUCUCUACCUGGGCAAGUUCAAGGGCCCCAUCCAGCAUCUGGCAUGUAGACCACUGUUUCCACUCUUUGCACAAGGUUUACAACCUGUCCAGCUGGACUGCAACACUGCUCAUCCCUUGCUCAAAAUCACAAACAAGGAAACACGUGUAAUCUUUAGCAUGGAGAAUAAUAGACUUUUAAAAACGCAUAUAGAAUAUGUGAAGAACAGGUUUUGGACUGUGUUUGCUAAAAGUGGCUUCCUUUCUGGUAGGCAUUACUGGGAAAUAGAGGUUGAAGGUGAACCAGUGUGGUGGGUUGGUGUAGCUGUAGAGUCCAUGAAAGGAAAAACUGUGGAAGAGCAUUUUGAAAGCAAAGUCUGGGCUAUACCGGUAACAAGAGAGAAAGGCAUUAAUAUGAGGGUUGGGGUGUACCUGGACUAUGAGAAAGGUCAAGUUUCUUUUUAUAGAGCAAGUGAUGGGUCUCAUGUGUAUACACUCAUGGCUCAGUUCAAAGAGAAAGUCUAUCCCUUUUUCUAUUUUAUUGCAACAAAACCUUUUAAAGAUGGGUCUCUGAUCAUUUGUCAGAAAUAGGACACCUGAAGUACCUUUUGGUAUAAUCUCUUUCCAUGUGUGCAGUCCACAGCUACUGGAAUGUCUGCUGCAGCUUUUACUUCAGUGAUUUAAGACAAUUAGUCCUCCUACUACCCCCCCCCCCAUAUUAGACAGAGAGAUGAAAAAUAAAAUGAAAAUAUAUUUGUAGUGUAGUUCAUACCCUAGUUCAAGGUGAAUAUCAGAUCUCCUUGAUCCUUUAGGAUAGUGCAGUGCUAGACAAAACUUUUAUUCUUGGGACCUCUCUUUACCUCCACAUGCAGAUAUUGUGCCACCCCCACCCAUGCACCAUAAUAUAUGAAUAAAAACAUUUUGUUUA